This is a messenger RNA of Chlorocebus sabaeus (green monkey), 901 nucleotides long. The record is from RefSeq and is a predicted model, not a curated record. NCBI's taxonomy places the organism in Eukaryota, Metazoa, Chordata, Mammalia, Primates, Cercopithecidae.
CACUUUAUUCCAGAUGGCUUCCCUGUUAUGUUGUCAUGAGGCAUGUGGCACAAGCGUCAUCGUAGGGGUACCUCCUGAUUCCCAGAACCUCUCAAUAAACCCUAUGCUGCUACUGACUGGACGCACCUGGAAGGGGGCUGUUUAUGGUGGCUUAAAGGGUAAAGAAGGUAACCCAAAACUUGUGGCUGAUUUUAUGGCUAAGAAGUUUUCACUGGAUGCAUUAAUAACCCAUGUUUUACCUUUUGAAAAAAUAAAUGAAGGCUUUGACCUGCUUCGCUCUGGGAAAAGUAUCCGUACCGUCCUGACGUUUUGAGGCAAUACAGAUGUCUUCCCUUGUAGCAGUCUUCAUCCUCCUCUGCCCUACAUGAUCUGGAGCAACAGCUGGGAAAUAUCAUAAUUCUGCUCUUCAGAGAUGUAUUCAAUAAAUUACACAUAGGGGCUUUCUAAAGAAAUGGAAAUUGAUGGGAAAUUAUUUUUCAAGCAAAAAUUUAAAAUUCAAGUGAGAAUUAAAUAAAGUGUUGAACAUCAGCUGGGGAAUUGAAGCCAAUAAACCGUCCUUCUUAACCAUUCUACUGUGUCAUCUUUGCCAUUGAGGAAAAAUAUUUCCUGUGACUUCUUGCAUUUUUGGUAUCUUCAUAAUCUUUAGUCAUUGAAUCCAGUGGGGGGGAACCUUCACUUGCCCUGAACACACACCUGCUGGGCCACUGUGCUUGAAGUCUCCUACUUCUAUCUCAAUUUUCACUGUUGGCAUUUUCCUUUUUUAAAUAAAAUGUACCAAAUCCCUAGGGUAAAAGCUAUGGUAAGGUAAAGGAUAGACUCAUAUUUACAAAUAGUGAAGGUCCAAGAGUUCUAAAUACAAGAAAUUUCUUGGGAACUCAAAUAAAAUGUCCCACAUUUUACU